Molecule: messenger RNA, 2263 nt
Organism: Vespula vulgaris
Lineage: Eukaryota; Metazoa; Arthropoda; Insecta; Hymenoptera; Vespidae
Exons: 6
Coding region: 467-1408 (313 amino acids)
Source: RefSeq, a predicted model, not a curated record
CAGCAUCCCUCGUCAGUUGCAAGUCAGGAACUAUCGCGUUCGCGCUGCGCCCUCCUCUCGUUCUUGUCCGUAAUCGCAUCGUGCUAAUCGUGAUCGUUUUUCUUACUUUAAGUGUUUAUUCGUGUUAAUGUCACCUCAUCGAUCUUACCAGUCGAAAUUGCUGGUUGCAACAAAGUGGUGAUCUAACGAGAUCAUACGUUCUUAUAGAUCUAUCGAACAUCGAGAAGUGAUCGUUAAAAAGUCGGUGAGACGAGUUAAAAAAAAAAGGAAAAGAAAAGAAAAACAAUCGAUCGAAGCAUCAUCGAUCGUCGAGUCAUCUCGAUGACAGUCGGUGGCGCGAAAGGCGCCGAUUGACGCGACACGGUGAACGGUGACUCGGUGAACGUUGAAGAUAAAGAAAAGAAGUGGAAGAGAAGACUCGGAAGAUCGAUCGAGAGUAAACAUAGAAGAUUUACUUCUCGGCAGGAUGGAUAAAGACUCGACUAGAAGGAAAUGCGGGAAAGUGCGACGUACUCUGUUUCAUCUACUGCUGAUAGUGGGGGGUGUUACGGGCUUAAAGGAUUUAACGAUCAACGUCCCAGCAAUGGUAAGAUCUGGUGACACCGUCAUACUGACUUGCACGUACGACCUAGAGGGUUCAUCGUUGUACAGCAUUCAAUGGAGCUUAGAAGAGGUAGAAUUCUAUCGUUACGUGACCGAACGAAUGCCACCCCAAAGCGCGUACAACGUGAGUGGAAUACAUGUAAAUGUCACCGCAUCUGAUACAACCAGUGUCACCCUGGUAGACGUGUCCAGAAAUCUGACCGGGACGUACAAGUGCGAAGUAUCAGCCGGUGUGCCCUCUUAUCACACGUUGAUCGAGAGAGCGAAAAUGAUGGUCGUAGACGCCCCAAAAACGGAUCCGACGAUCGGCAGUGAGAAGGAGCGCAUAGCAGUCGGUGAGAUGCUCAGAGCGAAUUGCACCUCCGGUGCAUCCCGUCCAGCCUCUGCCAUUACGUGGAUGCUCAACGGAGAUCAUAUUACAAACAACAGCUCACACUUUUGGAUUCAACCCCAUUCGAUCUCACAAGAGGACGACACCGUAAAGACCAAGUCGCAUAUAGAAUUUAAAAUCACCAACGACAUGUUUCAAAACGGCCGGCUGCAUCUACGCUGCAUAGCUUUCAUUUCCGAUGUAUAUCGAAAAUCCGCUGACAUGGAAAUCGCUGUCGACGAACCGCUUCUUGCCUCUAUCACCGGUGAUGCCCCUGCACAUAGUCACACAGAAUCAAGUGCAAGCAUCGUCAUGAACCAACAACUUUGGUACUCCACAAUGAUGACUUCGAUAGCCUUGGCUACAGCGAUACUGGUGAUGACCGAAUUCUUGACGAGCGGACGACUUACGAACGCUGUACUCGGUACGAGGUAGCUUGUCCGCGACAUUAACGAGAACAUCACUGCCACUGUCUGAUCCGAAUACAUCGUCCAUGUAAAACCUAGUAGUCUAGGGCUUCCAGUUAUGUAUGUUACUAUGUAUUGAAGUAGAUAGUCGAAUAACGAUGAUUUUUAUUGGAAACGAAUGAGACGGAAGAAGAUGACAACAACAAAAACAAAAAAGAAAAUAAAUUAAAACAGCCUGACGACGACGAUAAAAAGACGGUGACACGUCGCUUUAAGAAAAAGACCCCAUUGUAAAAUCGACGACGACCUAUUAUACAUAACGCAGUUACUUUUGAACAUGUUAUCUUUUUGAUGUAAAUUGUUGAUUAAGAAGAGGCAAAAAAAGGUGAAGGACGAAGGAUGAUCGUUCGUUAAAGUGAAGCAAGUAUAUAAAAACGAAUGAAGAAAGGUGCCCGGUGAAAGAGGGAGGAAUGAUGUGCGUCGGGUGACUAUGAGUUCUGGCGAGAGAGGAAAAUGUUGGACAAUCAGGAACUAUUUUCGAUUUCCUCUCCCACUUACGUCGAAAUAUGUACGUCUAACUACUGCCUCUCCGCGAGACCCGAGUUGUUCUCUCAGAUUUUCUCUUCUACGUUAAGGAUACGCCAAUGUUCAGCGACGAUGAAAAAAAAAAGAAAAAAAAAACAAAAAAUAAGGGUAGAUUAUAAAAUUGAGAUAAUCCUCGUAACGAUCGGUAUAUUAUAACGUUAGCGCAGCUACGGCGAGCGGCAACGUUUGGCUCGAUAUCCGCUCCUUUUAAGACGCCUAACAGUGAAUGCGAAGAAAGAAACGAUAGGUACUGGUUUGUAAUCUGUACAAAUUGUAAUAAAUUACAGUACGAACAAUA